AUGGCUGGGAUCAAGGAAAAGAACAACCCAGACCUGGGUUUGGUCCCGGGGAACGGGGAGGUAGAGUUGCAGAGUAGCCUUGAAGAAGGCCAGGUCGGUAUCAAUGAGAAGGCUCUGCUACGGAAGCUGGAUUCUAAGCUGCUCCCACCGUUGACGAUACUCUAUCUUUUGUCCUUCUUGGAUCGGAGCAAUGUCGGCAACGCCCGCUUGGAGGGCAUGGCGACUGACAUCGGAAUGACGGGCAACAUGUACUUGACCGGUCUGACGCUGUACUUCAUCGGAUACGUUGCUUUUGAAGUGCCUUCGAAUAUUGUCCUCAAGCGGACCACGCCGCGAAUCUGGCUCCCAACGCUGACGUUGAUUUGGGGCAUUGUUGCCACGCUGAUGGGCGUGGUGGAGAAUUAUGCCGGAUUCCUCACGUCCCGGACAGCCCUCGGAAUUGCUGAAAGUGGAUUGUUUCCGGGCGUGGUUUUCUAUCUUUCCAUGUGGUAUAAGCGGAAUGAACAACACUAUCGGGUGGCCCUGUUUUUCAGCGCUGCAUCGCUCGCUGGCGCCUUUGGAGGCAUUUUGGCCUGGGGCAUUGCACAUAUGCGCGGUGUGGGCGGAUAUAACGGCUGGCGAUGGAUUUUCAUUCUGGAAGGGCUGGCGACCAUUGCCAUGUCCGUCGUCGCAUACUUCUGGGUCUACAACUAUCCUGCUACUGCGGAAUUUUUGUCAGACAAGGAGCGUGCUUUCAUUCAGUUCCGCCUGAAGAGCGACAGCGAUGCAACUCGGGACGAGCAGUUCAGCUGGACAGCGGUGCUGGAUGCGUUCAAGGAUGUCAAAGUGUGGCUGUAUGGAAUCUGCUUCCAUACGAUGUCCCUACCAUUGUAUACAUUGUCAUUGUUCAUGCCUACAAUCAUCAAGGAACUGGGCUACUCCGCUGCAGAAGCCCAGCUUCUCACAGUUCCUCCGUAUGCUCUGGGGUUCAUCCUGACAAUCUCCAUCGCUAUUCUGUCUGAACGCACAAGACGCCGCGCACCUUUCAUCAUCGGAUCCACCACGCUCGCAUGCAUAGGUUACAUUCUCCUCCUCACUUCCAAGCGAGCAUCUGUGUCAUACGCCGGAGUCUUCUUCGCCGCUGGCGGCAUCUACCCUUCCGUGGCUAUCGUGCUCGCUUGGCCAGCCAACAACGUAUCCGGCCAGACUAAGCGAGCCAUCGCCAACGCGAUGCAGAUCUCAAUCGGUAAUUUGGGCGCAGUGCUAGGGACGCAGCUUUAUCGGACGGAAACCAGUCCGCGGUACUACUUGGGCCACGGGUUCGCCCUAGGGUAUCUUGUCGCAAAUGUAGUCGUCGUUAGCCUGCUGUGGGUUGUCCUUAACCGGGAGAAUGCCGAAAAGGCCAAGCUGAGGGAUGCACAGGGCAUCACUGCUGUUAUCAGUGAUAUGGGCGAUGUAGAGGGCGACUUUCUCGGGGAUAGGGAUCCUCGGUGGAUCUUUCAGACAUAA
Messenger RNA from Aspergillus clavatus NRRL 1, 1488 nucleotides. RefSeq names its product allantoate permease family MFS transporter. The record is from RefSeq and is a predicted model, not a curated record. The transcript is spliced from 7 exons. The coding region runs from base 1 to 1488 and encodes 495 amino acids. Gene Ontology annotation, biological process: transmembrane transport. Gene Ontology annotation, molecular function: transmembrane transporter activity. Lineage: Eukaryota; Fungi; Ascomycota; Eurotiomycetes; Eurotiales; Aspergillaceae. Gene Ontology annotation, cellular component: membrane.